GUAGUAGUGACUAGUGAGGUUGAUGAAUGUGGAGGAGCUGCCUCUCUGGAAAUGGACACCCCAGAGAGGAACCAGAUCGGCGGAACUCCCAAAGCCAAAUUUGAGGAUUCUCCAGUGUUUAACUAUCUAAAUAGUCUCUCUCCUAUCAAGCCAGUGAAAUCUGUACACUUCACUCAGACGUUCAGCUCCCUUAGCUUUGCAUCCCUUCCAUCGGUUUUCACUUCACCCCAUGUCAGUUCUCACAAGGAAUCCAGGUUCCUAAAGAGGCAUAACGCUUCUGAUGAUCUGUCAAAACCUGAGUUUUCUCCGGAAAGUGGAAAUAAAGUCUGUGCAAGCGAAGAUGCUGCUGAACUUUACAAUAACUCAUCAAAGAUACAAGAAGAUUGUGUUCAGGUGGUUUCCAUUGGAGAAGCUUCUGUAGAGCCAUCUAGUGAACAAUCAAAGUUUGUGAUUGAGCUACCCCGGAAUCUGAACUAUGACUGCGGUAGCCCUGACUGCAACACAUCUCGUUGUGGUAUCAACAAGGAAGAUUUUGACCCGGAAUUGGCUGAGUUUUCGGCUUCAGUUGCUCAAUAUGUUCAAGAAACUUCAGACAAAGGUUCAUCUGACGAUGAAGCACAGCAGCAGGUGACGUGCCAGAGUGAGCAAACAAAAGAAGGGACAGGCUGUGAUUGGGAGAGUUUGAUUUCUAAUGCGGCCGACAUAUUGAUUUUUGAUUCCCCCAGUAGCACAGAGGCUUUUAAGGAGCUAAUGAACCAUUCCCUAGGCCCCAUGACAAGGUUUUCUACUUCAAUUAUGCCGCAUCUUCCGCAACAUAACAUCAGUGAUGAGCAACUAGUGCAGGUCAAUGAUACAAUUGGUUCUGGUCAACAACUUCAAAUUGACGAUCAUUCCUCGCAGAGUGGAGAAGCCAGUGAGCUGAAAGAAACAGAACACAUGCCAAACCAUUUAAACGAGUAUAUGGUAAACAAUCCAAUUGUUAAAGCAGAUAAUAAAGCGGAAACAUCUAAGCCUGUUAUAAACUUGCAUCGUGGCUUGCGAAGGCGUUGUCUAGAUUUUGAAACGACGGGAGCUCGCCGGAAGAGUUACAAUGAUGUUUCUGAUUAUAGUUCAUCUUUGUUAUCUCAAUCUAAUGAGAAUGUCACCACAACUGAUAAGCGACUGAUAUCUACGAAACCUGGUGGUGAAUCUUCAAGGUGCAUCUUACCCGGAAUCGGUUUGCACUUGAAUGCUCUUGCAACAACCUCAAAAGACUACAAAAUCAUUAAGAACGAAAAUUCGGCUUCCGGCAGAGAAUUGAGUCUUCCCAAUUCCAAUGCCUCCAUACAUUCCCCCACAGCUGGUCAAGGGAGUGUUUAUGAAUCUUUCCCUUCAGCUUCUUCUGAAAGAGACAUGGAUGGCACCGAAAAUGGGGUUCAGCUGUCGCAAGAUGCGUCCCAAGCAUCCACUCUUUUAGCUAAUGAAGACUUCAACCAGAGUAGCCCCAAAAAGAAGAGACGCAGGACAGAACACACUGGGGAAGCUGAGGCUUGCAAACGUUGCAACUGUAAAAAAUCGAAGUGUUUGAAACUUUACUGCGAAUGCUUUGCUGCUGGUGUCUACUGUAUAGAGCCUUGUUCAUGUCAAGAUUGCUUCAACAAACCUAUUCAUGAAGAUACUGUGCUUGCAACUCGUAAACAGAUUGAGUCUCGCAACCCACUAGCUUUUGCUCCGAAAGUGAUUCGGAACUCUGAUUCUGCCGCUCCUGAAUAUGGGGACGAAUCCAGCAAGACCCCAGCUUCUGCACGGCAUAAAAGAGGAUGCAAUUGCAAGAAAUCAAAUUGCCUGAAAAAAUACUGUGAAUGCUAUCAGGGCGGUGUUGGAUGUUCCAUUGGCUGCAGAUGUGAAGGGUGCAAAAAUGCAUUUGGUACCAAGGAAGGAUCUAUUAUUGGAACUGAAGCUGAGCAAGACGAAGAAGAAACAGAAGCAGCUGUAAAGAGUGUGGCUGACAGAGAUCAACAGAAAAAUGAUAUUCAGAAACAUGAAGAGCAAACCUCUGCUCUUCCAACAACUCCAUUACGGCUGUCCAGACAAUUGGUUCCGGUGUCAUUUUCAUCCAAGAGCAAACCGCCACGAUCUUCUGUUUUUAGCAUUGGGGGGUCCUCUUCUGGAUUGUAUGCAAGCCAGAAGCUUGGAAAAUCAAAUAUUCUGCGACCCGAAUCCAAAUUUGAUCAGAGGCAUAGCCAAACUGUACAAGAGGAUGAAAUGCCAGAUAUUCUUCAAGGCGAUUGCUCUCCUACCACUGGCGUCAAGACUGCUUCUCCCAACAGUAAGAGGGUCUCUCCUCCGUGUACCUUUGGGUCAUCACCUGGUCGAAGGAGUGGCAGGAAACUAAUUUUGCAAUCCAUCCCUUCAUUUCCUUCUCUCACUCCCCAGCAUUGAGUUAUCUUGAAGUUGGAAGUUGGAAACAUAAUGCUCUUAGUUUAAUCAUGUUUAAAGAUGUGUGGUUUAGUCCUGUAUGUCAUUUGAGAGAUAGUCUACUGUACUAGUACAAUAAACAUGGCAUGAUGCUGUUAUCAUACCCCCAACCUAUCCUUGUAAAAUAUGGUGAAUUUCAGUUUAUAGAUUUCAUUCCCCAC
Messenger RNA from Fragaria vesca subsp. vesca, 2618 nucleotides. RefSeq names its product protein tesmin/TSO1-like CXC 2-like. The transcript is spliced from 10 exons. Bases 52 to 2421 code for a protein of 789 amino acids. Gene Ontology annotation, molecular function: DNA-binding transcription factor activity. NCBI's taxonomy places the organism in Eukaryota, Viridiplantae, Streptophyta, Magnoliopsida, Rosales, Rosaceae. The record is from RefSeq and is a predicted model, not a curated record.